AAGAUGGCGCCUGGAUGAAUUAUGAUACCUUUUAUUUAUUUUUUAAUAAAGAUUUUCCGGUUUAAGUAAAGUGGAAUAUUACCAUGAUAAGAACAAAGAAGAGAUAGGGACACGUAGGCAACUAAACGCUAACCAAUUCAGUGGUAAAACUCCUACAUUUUCCUUCAUCUUAAAGCUUAUUUGAAGGCACACCUAGCUUAAGAGCAUGAAGUCCAGCCUUGGCCUGUUGCUUUCCCCAUCAGUGGAUCAUGUUUUGUUCAGCGUGUUAGGCAUCAGUGUUUCUCUUUACGCAUUGUAUAUUGAGGUCAGGAAAUCAAAGGACAAGAAUUACAAGGCAGCUUGUGACCUAAGUGAGAGUAUGAGCUGUUCCAGAGUGCUCACAUCUAAGUAUAGCAAAGGCUUUGGGAUGGUUGAGUUGCUGCUUGGAAAGGAACAUUUUUUGAACUUGCCUAAUUGUAUACUUGGAAUUGUGUUCUACUCGCUUCAACUAUUAUUAGGCAUGAUUCACUCAAGCCUUGCAGUCAACCUCUUGUUUUUCACUUCCAUCCUGUCAUGUCUUGGGUCUGUAUAUCUUGCCAUUGUUCUUUUUGUCAUCCUCAAAGAUGUGUGUCUUGUGUGCAUGGCUACUUACAUCAUCAAUGGUAUUUUAUUGUUUUUGAACUACCAACAAUACAUGUAUGCUACAUCCUCAUAGGGAAAUUAUUCACAUUCAUUUAGCAGAAUAUAUUGAUAAUGAAAUAAACUCUCAUGUAUGUAAGAUCAGGUUACCUCCUGGGGGGGGGGGG
Actinia tenebrosa (Australian red waratah sea anemone) is the source of this 785-nucleotide messenger RNA. RefSeq names its product vitamin K epoxide reductase complex subunit 1-like protein 1. Gene Ontology annotation, biological process: vitamin K metabolic process; peptidyl-glutamic acid carboxylation. Gene Ontology annotation, molecular function: vitamin-K-epoxide reductase (warfarin-sensitive) activity. Lineage: Eukaryota; Metazoa; Cnidaria; Anthozoa; Actiniaria; Actiniidae. The record is from RefSeq and is a predicted model, not a curated record.